Messenger RNA from Chanos chanos (milkfish), 3048 nucleotides. It is a transcript of the gene ocrl, whose product is annotated as OCRL inositol polyphosphate-5-phosphatase. The coding region runs from base 1 to 2970 and encodes 989 amino acids. Gene Ontology annotation, cellular component: cytoplasm; membrane. Gene Ontology annotation, biological process: phosphatidylinositol dephosphorylation; signal transduction. Lineage: Eukaryota; Metazoa; Chordata; Actinopteri; Gonorynchiformes; Chanidae. The record is from RefSeq and is a predicted model, not a curated record. The transcript is spliced from 24 exons. Gene Ontology annotation, molecular function: inositol phosphate phosphatase activity; phosphatidylinositol-4,5-bisphosphate 5-phosphatase activity.
AUGGAUUCAUCUCUCGGCAUAACUGAUGAGCAGUGCUUGGCAACUGUUAAAGGCCAUGAGCUGAGGGGCGGGCAGAGGGAACCAAGGCUCCUCUCUCUUAUUGAGAAGUCCGGACAGUUUACUUUGGGUGUUCUAGCAAACCCAGAUUCUGUUGUGUCCAGCCCAGUACCUCAGCUGAAUAUACCCAUCAAUGGGAAUUUUGAAAUUGUACGAGAGGCUGAGGAGGCUCUUCUCAUUGAUAUACCAGUUAACCCAUCGCUACGGAUACGGGUCAGAGGCGAGCGAGCCCCUGAGCUGCUCCUGGAGCUUCAGGACGAUGAGCGAAGUCAGUUGUUCUUCACACAGGUGAAGUCAGCUCAGCUGCAAGCUGAAUCAAAAAGCUCUCUUCCCAAAAAGAUGGAGCCUGUGGUCCCAGCCCCACGCCCAGGAUCUGUCCCAGUGCCCCCCCAGCGGGGGACGUCCAAAACUGCCAGCUCAGUGGCCCCUGUAGUCAGUGUCCCUAAGAAUUCCUUGCCAGUCAACACCAACAGUGGCUCCUCCGGAAACCUAUCCAACACAGGCAAGGAAAAUGCAAGAGAUAUUUUGAACUCGUUAUGUCCUGUAAACUCUGCCCUUUCACUGGCCUUAGACUUUGGCUUUGAGGAGAAUUUUAACCACUCUCUAAAAGUGGAAGAGAAAAAGAACCAACAAAACCGUAUUGUUGCCCAGAGAGAGCCCCCACCUGUUCCUCCCCUCCCACCAAGAAAAGGCUCGUACACCCCAAACGUGGCAGGUCAACUCUCCAAAGAAAGAGCCUUCACCACACCAAAUAUUACACCUGCUAAACAAGAGUUUAAACCUUCAAUGGAUCGCCAUCUUUCCUGGAAUGACAGCCCAUCAAACUAUAACAUGAGGCAGGCAAUGCUCUCUAGCCAAGCAGGCCAGAGGGAGGGACUAAUUAAACAUCGCCUGGCCAAAAAGGAGAAGGAGUAUGUGGACAUCCAGAACUUCAAGUUCUUCGUAGGCACUUGGAACGUGAAUGGCCAGUCCCCAGAUAGUAGUUUGGAGCCUUGGCUGUGUUGUGUCCCAGAGCCACCUGAUGUCUAUGCUUUGGGAUUCCAGGAGUUGGAUUUGAGUACAGAGGCCUUCCUCUAUCUGGACUCAUCCAAAGAGCAGAUUUGGGUGGAGGCGGUAGAGCGAUGCUUACACCCCAAAGCCAAGUACAGACGGAUGCGCACCAUUCGGUUAGUGGGCAUGAUGCUUGUGGUGUUCGUCAAAAGAGAACAUCAUGACUACAUCAAAGAAGUGGCUGCAGAGACAGUUGGGACAGGCAUCAUGAACAAAAUGGGCAACAAAGGAGGAGUGGCAGUCCGGUUUGUUUUCCACAACACCAGUUUCUGCAUCGUGAACUCCCACCUGGCCGCGCACGUGGAGGAUUUUGAGCGGCGCAACCAAGACUACAGAGAGAUCUGUGCUCGUAUGAGUUUCCAUCUGCUGGACUAUCCCCCACUCAGUAUAGUGAAACACGAUGUGGUGAUAUGGUUGGGAGAUUUGAAUUACCGCUUGUUUGUGUAUGACACUCAAGAGGUGAAGAGACUCAUCGCUGGAAAUGAGUUAAAGAAACUCCAGGAAUAUGAUCAGUUGAAUAUUCAGAGGCAGACCAAGCGUGCCUUCACUGACUUUAUGGAGGGAGAGAUAAACUUCAUUCCCACAUAUAAGUAUGAUGCCAAAUCUGAUCGUUGGGACUCCAGUGGGAAGUGUCGUGUGCCCGCGUGGUGUGAUCGUAUACUGUGGAGGGGCGGUAAUGUCAAACAGUUGCACUAUCGGAGCCACAUGGAGCUCCAGACAAGUGACCACAAACCGGUCAGCUCGCUCUUCAACAUUGGGGUGAAGGUCGUGAAUGAGCAGCGCCAUAAGAAGGUGUUUGAGGAGAUUGUGCGAAUGAUGGACAGAAUGGAGAAUGACUUUCUGCCUUCCUUGACUCUGUCUUGUAGGGAGUUCACCUUUGAGAAUGUGAAGUUUCGGCAGCUGCAUAAACAGACGUUCAUCAUUAAAAACGAUGGACAGGUUCCCUGUACUUUCGCCUUCAUCCCCAAACUGAACGACACUCAGUACUGCAAGCCAUGGCUUCGAGCUGAGCCCAGCGACGGCUUUCUGGACCCCAAUGAGACGCUGGAGAUCUCUCUGGAAGUGUACGUCAGUAAGGACUCUGUGACCCUGCUCAACUCCGGAGAGGACAAAAUCGAGGACAUUCUGGUCCUGCAUCUGGACCGAGGCAAAGACUACUUUAUAACUGUGUCUGGAAACUACCUUCCCAGCUGCUUCGGCACCUCCCUGGAGACCCUUUGCCGAAUGAAGAAGCCUAUCCGUGAAAUCCCCAUUACCAAACUCAUUGAUCUGGGAGAGGAUAGCUACACGGAGAAGGAGAAAUCCAGGAUGAACUUCUUGUUGGACAGUGCCGGAGCAGAAGACAAACCUUUGAAGAUUCCCAAGGAAAUCUGGCUGCUGGUCAACCAUCUUUUCACCAAGUCCUGUCAGCAGGAGGAUCUUUUCCAGACUCCAGGGCUGCAAGAGGAGCUGCAGAGUAUCAUUGACUGCCUGGACACAAGCAUUCCUGACACCAUCCCUGGCUGUAACCAUUCAGUGGCUGAGGCCCUGUUGAUUUUCCUGGAGGCUCUGCCGGAACCAGUGGUGUGUUACGAGCUUUACCAGCGUUGCCUGGACUGUUCUCACGACAGCCGACUCUGCAAACAGCUGAUUUCCCAGCUUCCGCGUGCCCACCGCAAUGUGUUUCGCUACCUUAUGGCAUUCUUGCGAGAGUUACUGAAGCAUUCGGUCGACAAUAACCUCACAGCCAGCCUCGUCGCUACCCUUUUUGCCACCCUUCUCAUACGACCACCACCCAACCUGGUGGGCAAACAGACGGCUCAGGACAGACAGAAGGCCUCCGACUUCAUCCUGGGGUUCCUCAUGGCAGGAGAUGAGGAAUGAUGAGGGCCAGGGGUCAUGGUGUCAGGCCAUCCAGCUUUAAAGCGUGCAGGUGCUGCUGUUGGAUUGGGAAGUGAGGUG